UCUUGCAGUGCUCUUUUGCCUGCAGACAGGCAUAAUUAUACUGAUCCUGAGGUCUACCAAUGACUGACAGCAUCCCACUGGGAACCAGUUCUGAGGCCUUCUGCAUAGUCUCCGCUCGCACCAGGCUGAGAUGCAGGUGAAGAAAAAGGAGGCUGAACAACAGAAGAAGAGGAUCAGGGAGCUGGAGCUGACACAGCAGCAGCUGGAAGUUGCCCUUAAUAUGGAGAUCCAGGCUCGGCUGGAGGAGGAGAGGGCCAGACUGGAGCUUGAGCGGUUGCUGCAGGCUGAAGAUGAAAAGAGGAAACAUUUCCAGCUCCUCCAGGAGCAGCAACGUACAAUGCAAAACCUCAGCCCCAUACAGGAGCUGUCAGAUGGCAGUCCCGAUGAGGACACCCCCUCAGCCCUCAACUCUGCCUCUCAGGAGCUCCAGGAUCUGCAGGCAUCUCGCCAAAGAAGCCACCAGCGUCUGGAGGAGGUUCAGGAGAGGCUGAGGAAUGCCAGUCAACAUGUACGGCACUGGAACAUCCAGCUGAACCGACUGAUGACCCCCAUUACUCCUGCAGAGCGACUGGAAAGCCGGCUGUUAUCAAAGCCCACAUGCCCUAAAAAGGAGGGCGCGCUGGCCAGUAAUGAGUUUAUCACUAAGUUUAAGAUAAGAGUUGAUCAGAAUAGAGGCGAUGAUGAAAGUCUGGAGCAUCAGUUGGAGGCUGCCAACCUGUCUGAUGAAUCGUUCGAGGCCCAGACAGAAGUCAACGGACAAUAUGAUCACAGACAUUUUAAAAACGCGAGUUGAGAGUUAAGGGGGAAAAAUAUUGUAAUAAGUAUAUAUUUGAAUUGCACACUAAGAUAUAAAGUGAUGGCAGCGAGCACAGUGUUGCAGGAUUUAAUUAAAAACAGAUCUGACUAAGACCAACUGAAAUUUAGAGUUGUGUAUAAUAAAGUUUAUUCAUGAUUAAUAAAACAAAUCUGUAAUA
Messenger RNA from Oreochromis niloticus (Nile tilapia), 974 nucleotides. RefSeq names its product differentially expressed in FDCP 6 homolog. Bases 131 to 793 code for a protein of 220 amino acids. NCBI's taxonomy places the organism in Eukaryota, Metazoa, Chordata, Actinopteri, Cichliformes, Cichlidae. The record is from RefSeq and is a predicted model, not a curated record. The transcript is spliced from 4 exons. Gene Ontology annotation, cellular component: nucleus; cytoplasm.